UUGAAAAUAAGGUGUAGGUGUCGGUGUAGGCUAGCCUACUGUUAAAUGUAUGUGCUACUGUGACUUUAAAGGGGUGUUGGUUCGCUGAGAGAGAGGUAACAGGUUUAAUUUAGUCGCUACGAACACAGCGUAGCCUACAUCUCGGAUCCUCUCUGCCUUUUAACCAGUGUUGUCUUUAUUGCUUUCAAGAAGACAUUCUCCAAAAAAGCCGUGCGUGUCAGCCGCUGCACCCUUCCUGGAGCGAUGGGAGAAGCCGAGACGCGUCAGAAAUUGCUGCGCAAUGUGAAGAAAGAGGUGAAACAAAUUAUGGAAGAAGCAGUGACAAGGAAAUUUGUGCACGCAGACAGCAGCCACAUCAUAUCCUUCUGCGCUGUAGUGGAGGCCUGCAUGCUCCAUGGACUGAAGCGUCGUAUUGCAGGCCUGCUGUGCAGUAACAAGGUCGCAGCACUCUUCAUGAAGGCGGCAAAAACCUUUUCUCCUGCGGAGGAACUCUGCCACAAGGUCCAGGAGCUGGAACAGCUCAUCGAAAUCAGCAAGCAGAACAAUUCUUCAGUGAGUAAUGACCGCAGUCGACAAUCCAAGUUGGCUAACCUCCCUCCUCAGGCACUCAAACACCUGUGGAUCCGAACUGCCCUGAUGGAGAAGCUCCUGGACAAGAUUAUCCUAUACUUGGUAGAGAACAGCAGUGCCUUCUAUGAGAAAGAAGCCAUGCUGAUGGAUCCUGUAGAUGGACCAAUUCUUGCAUCUCUAUUGGUUGGCCCUUGUGCUUUGGAGUACACCAAAGUUAAGACUGCAGACCAUUUUUGGACGGACCCUUCUGCUGACGAGCUUGUGCAGCGGCAUCGCAUCCACAGCGGCCACUGUCGGCAAGAUUCACCCUCCAGACGGCCUGCCCUGAUCCAGAAGAGACAGUCCAGUGGUAGCAUGGAUGAUCGCCCACUCAUGUGGGUGAGGGACUAUGUUGAAUCACUCCACCAAAACUCCAGAGCUACACUUCUGUUUGGAAAGAACAAUGUCCUGGUGCAGCCGAGAGAUGACAUGGAGGCCAUCCCAGGCUACCUUUCACUGCAUCAAACUGCAGACCUCAUGACACUGAAAUGGACUCCCAAUCAGCUGAUGAAUGGCAAUGUGGGGGAGCUAGAUUCUGAGAAAAGUGUUUAUUGGGAUUAUGCUAUGACAAUUCGUUUGGAGGAGAUUGUGUAUCUACACUGUCAUCAGCAAGUGAACAGUGGUGGGACGGUAGUCCUGGUGAGCCAGGAUGGGAUCCAGAGACCCCCUCUACAUUUCCCCAAAGGAGGACACCUCCUCCAGUUUCUCACCUGCCUGGAAACCGGCCUGCUACCUCACGGGCAGCUGGACCCACCACUCUGGAAUCAGAGAGGAAAGGGAAAGGUUUUCCCCAAACUGCGAAAGAAGAGUCCACACGGCUCAUGUGAUUCCGUAUCCGAUAAGGAAGAUGAUGAAGCAACCGAUUAUGUGUUUCGAAUCCUUUUUCCUGGCAUUCAGAUGGAGUUCAUGGCCCUAGAGCUGAUGGACCAGGGCGUGAACAUGUGGCAACCGACACCCAGAAAGUCCUCGUGCUUCUCCUGCUCACAGAAUGGCUCCUCUGAUGGCUCUCUGCCUAAUGGCUGUAAUCAGGAAAGGGCUCCCUUAAAGCUCCUUUGUGACACAAUGAAGUACCAGAUAAUCUCCCGAGCUUUCUAUGGAUGGCUUGCAUACUGCCGUCAUCUGUCCACAGUUCGUACCCACCUUUCUGCUUUGGUCAACACCACUAUAGUUGACCAUAAUGUGCCCUGUGAUGCCCGAGGAGGCCUCUCUGUGGAGGUUUGGGGCCAAUUCCUCAAGGACAGCUCUGCGUAUAAGGAAGAAGAGUUACACAGGCUUGUGUAUUUUGGUGGUGUGGCUCCUUCACUACGCAAAGAGGUCUGGCCCUUCCUGUUGGGACACUACCAGUUUUCCAUGACUGAGAAAUGCCGGCUAGAGAUUGACGAGCAGAUGCGGGCCAUGUAUGAGCAGACUAUGAAGGAGUGGCAUGGUUGCGAGGCCAUUGUCCGCCAGACGGAGAGAGAGAAACAUGCCGAGGCCAUCGCCAGAUGUUCAUCUGGAGCCAGUGUGGAAAGAGGACCAGUGCAGCGGGACUCUACCAUCAGUACAGAUUCGUCUCUAAGUAGCAGCUCAGAUCAACAGAAUGCUGAUUCCACCAGCAGCGCACAGGUAUGUGGAUCAGUUGAGGCAGUGGAUCAGAUUGAGACUGAGCCCAAGGCUGAGGAAGAAGUACAGCACAAUAAUCCACUGAAGGACAUCCCGAGUGACACUGUAGACCCCUCACAACCUCCCUCUAGCAGCCCCUCCUCCGCAGGUCUGUCAAAUCAACGUCCAGUUUCAGAAAACAGCCCUCUUGUAAGAAAAUCAGCUGUUGGAUCUGCACCCUCUCAGCAGUCAGAGGAAGCAUCAGAAGUCUUACAUGACAAAACUACAACUGGAUCACAGUCAGGACGGGAGGAUGUAAUGGACCCAGUAGCCAAGGACGAGGUUUCAGAGACAAAGAUGGAGACCGUCUCAGAAGGUGAGGUGGUUAAAGACUGUUGGAUCAGUAAGUCACAAGAGACAUCUGAAUCUGAAGAAAAACCUGAAGUAGAAGAAACAGAUAGAAAAACAAAUGACAAAUCUGAAGAUUUAAAAGCAGUAGAAACAAAUAUGAAUUUAAGAAGUGUUCCAGAGAGCACUAAUGUUCUAAAGCUAGAAAGAGAGAUUCAUAAUGAAUAUUUCCAAGCGCCUCCACUCGGGCAGACCUUGACUUUUCAAGCACAUAAAAACAAAGAUCUGGAAGUGGAGUCAAUAUGUCCGCCGGUGCCUAUAGCAGAAAAAGAUACUAAUCCGGAGAGUGAAAAGAAGCCAGUGAUUUCUGAAAAACCUGAUCCAACUUCUGAAAAAAAGGCCACAGAGGCAGAAGGAAGCCAUGCCGCAGCAACAGUUUGUGACUUGGCGGAAAUGAAAAAAGCUGCAGAAAUUCCAUUUGAGAAACCUGGUUCAAAUUCACCUGUCAGACAAGUUCUGAACGCUCUCCAGUCAGCGUCAAGGGGCAGCCUUUCAUUAUCGUCCCACUCUCGGCAGUCUCCAGACACAGCAGAUUCAGAUGACUCUCCUUCGGCCCUGGAAAUGGAAGACAUUCCUGCAGGGACAUGUGUAACGUCCGACGUUAUUAAGGCCAGGCCUUUGGCAGGUCUUGCUGCACCUCUUAUCUCCCUUGCGCAAAGACAGAAAAUGGCAUCAGAGGACCCCAUCCUAGAUCACCAUCUGGACACAAGCUGUAACACCAGUCCUGAGGGCACCGACCUGGGCCUUUCUGAAGAGGAGCCUGAGAUGGAAAAUGUGCUCACUGAACCAGAGUCUGCUGCAGAGGUGGGAGGAGACACCAAUCACGACGAAUCCUCAGAAGAACAAACUUAUUCUCAAGAAACACUGGACAUGUACUUGAUCAAUUUACAUCGCAUUGACAAAGAUGUAAGACGUUGUGACAGAGCAUAUUGGUACUUCACUCCUGAGAACCUGGAGAAGCUGCGCAACAUCAUGUGCAGUUACGUGUGGCAGCAUCUGGACACAGGUUACGUCCAGGGCAUGUGUGAUCUGCUGGCUCCUCUACUUGUUAUUCUGGACGAUGAGGUCAUAGCCUUUAGCUGUUUCACUGAGCUGAUGAAGAGGAUGAACCAGAAUUUUCCUCAUGGAGGUGCCAUGGACUCUCACUUUGCCAAUAUGCGUUCUCUUAUCCAGAUCCUGGACUCUGAGCUGUUUGAACUAAUGCAGCAGAAUGGAGACUACACACACUUCUACUUCUGUUAUCGUUGGUUUCUACUUGACUUCAAAAGAGAAAUGGUGUAUGAGGAUGUGUACUCCGUGUGGGAAACAAUCUGGGCAGCCAAGUACACCUCCUCUAAGCACUUUGUGCUCUUUAUUGCUCUGGCACUUGUGGAGAUGUAUAGAGACAUCAUCCUAGAAAAUAACAUGGACUUCACAGACAUCAUCAAGUUCUUUAAUGAAAUGGCAGAGCGACACAACGUCCCGCAGGUCCUGAUGAUGGCUCGAGACUUGGUCCACAAAGUGCAGACGCUCAUAGAAAACAAGUGAUGCAGGAUGCUGCUGUUCUGCUGCCGCUCCCAUGUUUCUUUGUGCAAGCUAAAUUGUUUGGAGAUACUGACAAAACAACACAAUAGUCAUGUGUUCAAGAGGAAAGGAAUACAUGUUAACGAAAAGUAGUGUUUGGAAAGUACUGAAACGACAACGGGUCAAUAUUCUAUGAUGAUUGCAUAACAACUUCUUCCCAGUUGCUCCUUCUACGUUCAGGGGAGAUGCAAUUGUUGCCAGUAAAUUUUAUUUUUAAAGCGUUUAUGUUCACCUAGUGAAUGUACCCUUGUUAAAAAUGUUUCAGGAUGUUGUUUAUUUUGCCUUAAAUUGAGCCAUUUUCAGGGAUACAAGCAACCAAAUUCGUAACUAUAUUGUUCUUCUUCAAGGUUGAUUUUGUUUAGUUAUACUUACCACACAUCUUGUGAUGCACUUGAGUAUAUUUUCAUAAAUACAUUUUUGCUGAAAUUGUAGCUACCAUGAUUAGACAUCUUGUGAUGCACUUGAAUUUGUUUUUUAGUAAUAAUAUCUGGCAUUAUUAAAUGAAUUGAUUUAGUAAACGUCAGAAGUACAGAAGGUUGUGUGCUCCACGUAGCAUGAGUGGUUUGCUUCUCAAUAGCCAUUUUGAGGACCACUUGCUGGCUUCACUGCGGCUUGAUGGUCCUCCUCCU
Etheostoma spectabile (orangethroat darter) is the source of this 4790-nucleotide messenger RNA. It is a transcript of the gene sgsm1b, whose product is annotated as small G protein signaling modulator 1b. Gene Ontology annotation, biological process: activation of GTPase activity. The transcript is spliced from 26 exons. Lineage: Eukaryota; Metazoa; Chordata; Actinopteri; Perciformes; Percidae. Bases 244 to 4125 code for a protein of 1293 amino acids. The record is from RefSeq and is a predicted model, not a curated record. Gene Ontology annotation, molecular function: GTPase activator activity.